Messenger RNA from Protopolystoma xenopodis, 204 nucleotides. NCBI's taxonomy places the organism in Eukaryota, Metazoa, Platyhelminthes, Monogenea, Polystomatidea, Polystomatidae. The record is from the annotation of a GenBank genome assembly.
GACUGGCAGGCGGGCGCAUGUGCAAAGGUUGCUUUGCCCCUCUUCGCCUGUUCGCGCCCUCUUGUCACGUACGCCCAGGACCACAUUCCGUUUCGGCUCGUUGUCGCCCACGAAUUUGGGCCGUCUGCCGGACACGCGACAAGCAUCCUCCACUCGGCUGCUCCCCAUCUCCCGGAUAACGAAUCCAACAGACAAAAAAACUAA